This is a messenger RNA of Rattus rattus (black rat), 2090 nucleotides long. RefSeq lists its product as uncharacterized. The record is from RefSeq and is a predicted model, not a curated record. NCBI's taxonomy places the organism in Eukaryota, Metazoa, Chordata, Mammalia, Rodentia, Muridae.
CGCAGGAGUGAAUACUUCUCUGUUUGGAUCUCAUCUUAAAACAGUCAGAGUUAAAAUCCUAGAACGCCCGUCAGUGUGAAUGCACUAGCUUUUGUUUUCUUUAGAGCUGACGUUAUCCACCCACGUUUAGGAGCCUUUGGUAUUGGUGGCCUCCUGGGAACGCUGGAAGACAGAGGACUGAAUGUAAACUGGAGUCUGCUGAGUGACAAGUGGUAAAACUGAGAGACCCACGCACCCAACGGACACAGGCCCAGAGACUCUGAGGAAAAUGAAGUUUCCCUGCCUGUCCUUCCGGCAGCCCUACGCUGGUUUAAUCUUAAAUGGAAUCAAGACUCUUGAGACACGUUGGCGUCCCCUGUUGAGCAGCUAUCAGAAAUGUACUGUUGCCAUCCAUAUUGCUCACAGGGAUUGGGAAGAUGAUGCGUGGCAGAAAGUGCUGGUGGAGAGGUUGGGGAUGACCCCAACACAGAUUCAGACCUUACUACAGGCAGGAGAAAAAUACGGCAGAGGGGUAAUAGCUGGACUUGUUGACAUUGGAGAGACUUUGCAGUGUCCAGAAAACUUAGCUGCUGAUGAUGUUGUGGAACUGGAAACUCAAGCAGUGCUAACUAACCUGCACCUGAAGUACCUGACAGUUUCAAACCCCAGGUGGUUACUGGAGCCCAUACCUAGGAAAGGGGGGAAAGAUAUAUUCCAAGUAGAUAUCCCAGAGCACCCUGAUCCCACUGGAGAAAGAAUGGAGCAGUGAAUGCUCUGGAAAACAACUGGGUAAUGGCUCUGCCCAUAGAACAUCAUAGUGUGAACCUCCAAAUCUCAACUCCUACAGAGCACAGUUCACUAGGUGCUGUUCCCAGACUGCUCUGCCCUCAGGAAGGGGAUGGCAGUGAAGACAUCCCUCAUGCUGUGGCUCUGCCAGCAAAGCUGCACAGUCUUGAGAAGUUUGGCCUUUAGGGAAAAGGAAAAAUCCCAGGAAAUGAUAUUUUGCUGAAGUUCACUUUAGUCCUGCUGUUCUAGAUUGCACAAAUAAAUCUGUCAAUGGUUAAGUGUUUAGUGUCUCACCUCCCUUUCUCCUUUUCCAUGUCUUUGUUGCAGUCAAAUCUCAUGCAAUGUAUGAACAACGCCUAGGGGGCCAUGUGACAAGUCCGGGACCAGGCACUGAGUUAACCCCAAUACACUAAGUCUGUGAUGAAGAGGGAAUCAAAUGGAGAAAACAGUGACCCAUUCUUGCUCUUAUUCUGGGAAACAGUCCCUCAAGCAACAAAAAAAUGACUAUCACCCAACUACUCUUUACCUAGAUAAUCCUAAAUAUUACAAAGGUAGCAUGAAGUUUAAUAUUUAGAUGUUAGUGUUUAUCUUGUAGCAAAUAUUUAUUUCUUCCAUGCAAUUUAUCUUGACCUCAGCUUCCCCCUCCCUGCACUCCUCCCAAUCGCUCCCCCACACACACACACAAACCUCACCUCUCUCCCAGAUCUACUGCUCCUCUCUUUCUAUUCAGAAAAGAACAGGCUUCCUAGGUAUAUCAACCGAACACUGCAUAACAUACAAUAAGACUAGGCACCUCCCCUCAUAUCAAGGCUAGAUGAGGCAACCCAGUAGGAGGAAGAAUCCCAAGAGUGGGCAAAAGAGUCAGAGAAAGCCAUUUUCCCACACUUACAAGUGUCACAAACACGCCAAGUUCAACAAUCACAGCAUGGUUGCAUAGUUGCCAAUUCUAUGAGCCCCAUUAACUUGAUUCUGUGGGCCUACUUACUAUUUGGUCUAUGUAUCAAUGACUUGGAAGAUAUGUUACAUAGUCCUCUUGUGGGAAACUGAAGGCCGAGCAUUAGAUGGAUGUUAGAAAUUCAUAUUGACAUUGACUGGGGUUGGGGAACCAGGAGAAUGCACAUGUGCCUGUGUAAUACUGUAGCUGCUUCUAAUGGGAAGGAAAGGUGGACUCAGGGAACAGAAGACAAGGGCACAGGGACAAUACAGACAGAUAGCACAGAAAUUCCAGGCUCAAGAUCAUUAUUUUACCUCCAUGGGGUCUGCUUUUAUUUAAUAAGAACUAAAAUUGUUCAUUUCCACAAAAUAAAUGGUGAUUUGUCUCAGUC